CUCGCUCUGUGUGUGUGUCUCGCGCAGAUUACAAAGAGGAUUCUACGGAGAGAGCGCGCAAUGUAGCAACGAGAUGUAGCGAACCGAGCCACCAUUAACGCGCACGAGAGUCCAUUUUCACCGGACCGAGCGGACUGAACUAUGCCCAGCGCCGACAGAACUUUACCUGAAGUCGACAGGAACACUUUCUUACACUGCGACAUGGUGGAUCGGGGUGGCGAUGUGAACACACUCAGCGUGCCAAUGGUCAUGCGUAGAGGAGGCUCAGAGACAUGCUUAGACCUGGACACAACAGACCUGGUGGGACGAGACACCCCGCGAUCUCGUUCUGGCCUGGACAGCCUGCAGCAGAAAGUUCUCAAGGUGAAAGAGCAGCUGCGAAUCGAGCAAAAUUUGCAGGAUGAGAACGUGGCUGAGUAUCUCAAGCUCAUUAACAGCGCCGACAAGCAGCAAAGCAGCCGCAUCAAACAAGUGUUUGAGAAAAAGAACCAGAAAACGGUGCACAAUAUCGCUCAACUACAGAAGAAGCUGGAGCAGUAUCAGCGUAAGAUGAAGGAGUAUGACGUCUCGAAUGGGACCAAACUCACGCCACCACACUCCAAAGACUACAGCGAGUUGCCCAAAGACAACCUCAAGGAGAGCAUGGUCACAGGUAGUGGGCGGCACCUACAUUUGGAUAAGGUCAAAACAAUUGGCCCGGGAGUCUCGCUGUCACCGCCUUUCUUCUUCAGCAAGCCCAGAGAGAUCGCGAACCUCAUUCGCAACAAGUUCGGCAGUGCGGACAACAUUGCACACCUAAAGAGCUCGAUGGAGACGGGAAGUGGGCUGCAGGUGGAAGGGGGAAGUCGAGCUUUGAGUGGCAGUGCUACGCUAACCUCUAAACCUAAAUAUCCCAGUGAUGACGAGUGCUCCACGGAGACGUCAGUAUCUGUGGAAAGUAACGGCCAUGUGAGUGGAUCAGGUGCGACGGGACACCAUAGUGAAUCUGGAAAGGAAGGAGGACAUAACGACAGCAGCAGCCGAAUAGCGGAGGCCUGGGAGGAGAUCAGGGAGUUGAGGGAGGCUCAGAAUCUGCUGGCUGAAGACGUCGAGAGCUUGAAGACACAGUUUAAAUGUGAAUUUGAGCAUGUUACGCAAACACUUCAAGAGGAGCGGUACAGGUGUGAACGGUUGGAAGACCAGCUGAACGACCUCACAGAGCUCCAUCAGAACGAGACAGCGAACCUCAAACAAGAGCUAGCAAGCAUUGAGGAGAAGAUAGCCUAUCAGGCCUAUGAACGAGCCAGAGAUAUACAGGAUGCAUUGGAGGUUUGUCAGACGCGAGUGAGCAAAUUAGAGUUGCAGCAACAGCAGCAGCAGGUCUUGCAGUUAGAAAGCGCAGAUGCCAAAGUGCUGCUGGGAAAAUGCAUCAACAUCAUGCUGGCCAUUGUCACGGUGAUAUUGGUGUGCGUCUCCACAGCUGCUAAGUUCUCCGCACCGCUACUACGGAGUCGUCUCCACAUGUUCGGAACCUUUGUAUGUGUGUGUCUACUGGCAUUUGGCUGGAGCAACUGGGAGCAUUUGCAGUGUGCCGUAGAACGAAUGCUGCUGCCCAGAUGAAUGACGACAAACGUGUUUCUAUGUGCGUCACUGGCAUUGUUUAAAGAACUCCUUCAUGGACUUCCCCCUUCGCAUUGUGACUGUCCCAGGACAAUGGCUUUAAUAAACACUGUGUGUUUGUGUGUGUGUGUGUGUGUGUGUGUGUGUGUGUGUGUGAGGGAGUAUUCAUGAUGUACUGUAGAAGAAACGGGUCCAUCUCUCUGACUGUAUUGUGUUCAUGCGAUUAACAUGUUUCUAUUUGUUUGCUGUCUUAAAAGUAAAGGUUCACUUUUUUACACUUCUGUUUUAUGUACCUUUUUAAGUAGGACUUGAUAGAUGGCAACAGCGUGUUUAGGUAAUUCUUAUGAAAAAUAUGUCUGGGUCAUAUAUCUCUCCAAAAUACAUGAAACAAUUUUAAGUUAUAUUUUGUAUAAAGAAAAUGGUGCUGUUUUUGCUCCAUUUCAUUUUUUUUUCUUUUUCUUUUUCUUUUAAUUGUAAAAUUAUUUUCAUGCAAAUUAAGCACAUUUCCACUGCAGUUGUCAUUACUGUAAUGCAUCUGGAUGUUUGUAAUUACCACCAUUUAUAUAAACAUUAUUCUCAAUGAAGAUUUGUAUUUAAAGCAUCAUAAAUUAAAGACAUCCAUUAAACCACUAUUAUUUAUAAAUACUUAAUGUAUUUAUUUUGCAUUAUGGUAAUAUAUAUAUAUAUAUAUAUAUAUAUAUAUAUAUAUAUAUAUAUAUAUAUAUAUAUAUAUAUAUAUAUAUAUAUAUAUAUUAGAGUAAUGAGAAUUUAAAGGGGAAUUUGCUAAAUUGUCAUGAAAAUAAUGUCAGAAAUCAAACCAAAAAAUCUUAAAUAGGCUUUAUUUUCUAGCCUAAUAUAGACGCUUUUUUUCAUUUUUGGGCAAAAUAUGACCUGUACAUGACCUUGAAAAGCUCCAUGAUUCAUCUGUUUACUAAGAUAAAAUAUUCAAUUAUUAUUUUGUACUAUUGAUAUGGCCUAAAGUUCUUUUCACUGGCACUUUUAAAUUUUUUGACAGUUAAUCUGCAGUUUGUGCAGUGGUGCCCUGUAAUGAGCACAAAAGACAGAAACAAACUUUAUUAUUAUUAACAGAAAUGCCUUCGAAUCUAUAGAAACAAGAACAUGAUACAUCUCUGUUGAGUAUAUAUAACCCAUUUUGAGCUAUUUUUAUGCAUUUUCAAUUUUCUUUAUUUUAUGUUUUAAUGAAUCCCACAAUGCAAAGUGAUGUAGGCAUUUUAACACGAUUCUUUCAGUGUGUGCCUGCCUUUGGUUUUGACUGAAGAUUAUGUAAACCAUAAAAUCAGAGUUCUCAGCUCUGUAGGUUCAUACAAUGCAAGUUAAUGGAUACCAAAACCUUGAAGCUCCAAAAAGCACAUAUAGCCAUCAUAAUAGUAAUCCAUAUGACUAAGUGGCUCAACUAAUGUCUUCUGAAAUGAAACGAUAGGUGUGUAAGAUCAAUAUUUAAAAAAAAGUUUUUUAAUAAAAAUGUUCGCUUCCAGCCAGAUGUGGUAUGAACAGUCACGAGGGUUCAAACUGCCUCUUGCAUGACUUAAGCGCAUUGGCAUGUCGAUAUUGUAGGAUCUGUCGGCUGGUCUGAAAUCAGCAGGGGGAAAAUGUGCACUGCACUGCACCCAAUUUUUUUUUCUUUUUCCUUUUUUUCCCAAUUUGGAAUGCCCAAUUCCCAAUGUGCUUUUAAGUCCUCAUGAUCGCGUAGUGAUACGCCUCAGUCUGGGUGGCAGAGGACAAAUCCCAGUUGCCUCUGUGUCUGAGGAGGUCAAUCCGCACAUCUUAUCACGUGGCUUGUUGAGCGUGUUGCCACAGAGACAUAGCGCAUGUGGAGGCUUCCACCGCAGCAACCACGCUCAACUCCGAGAACGAACCACAUUAUAGCGAUCACGAGGAGGUUACCCCAUGUGACUCUACCCUCCCUAGCAACCGGGCCAAUUUGGUUGCUUAGGAGACCUGGCUGGAGUCACUCAGCACACCCUGGGAUUCGAACUAGCGAACUCCAGGGGUGGUAGCCAGCGUCUUUACCACUGAGCUACCCAGGCCCCCAUGCACAUCUUCAAUAUUGAGUGAUUCAGUGGGUGUUUUGAUAUCCCAGUGAACAGUGAGCAGCCAUAGUAGCUUCAGUCGCUCAGGAUCAUUGAUAUGCGAUUAUACCCACGGACAUAAUUAACGUUUUUCAGUAGGUUGAAGCAUCCAGGAUAAGCACACGCAUGCACCAUCUUGAAAAAGAAACAGAUACAAAUAAAAAUCUAUAGCAAAAUCAGUUAGUUUCUGUAUAACAUUCCUCAACACAGUGCUUAAGUAUUUUACGUAUUUCACGUGUCAGUUCUCGCGUGAACUUUCCAACACGCUUACGUCACGUGAGAGGCAGCAUGUAUUCGACCUUCGUGACUGUGCAUACCACAGCUGUGCGGAAGUGAAAUUUUAUAGUUAAAAAAGUUUUACAUAUUGAUUUUUUUUCUUACACAGCGUUUCACUUCAGAAGACAUUAUUUAAUGCACUGGAGUCUUAUGGAUUACUUUUGUGCUGCUUUUAUGUGCUUUUUUGAGCUUCAAGAUUUUGGCACCCAUUCACUUGCAUUGUAUGAACCUACAGAGCUAACAUUUUCUUACAAAAAUCUUCAUUUGUGUCAUACACAAUUGGGAUGGCAUGAGUGUGAGUAAAUGUUGACAGAAUUUUCAUUUUUGGGUGAACUAUUCCUUUAAUAUAAAUGCAAGUCCACUUAUCUGACUUAUAUUUUAGAUCUGCUUAUCUAAAAUAAAAACUAACACAAAAAAAAAGUGCACAACACAACUGAAAAACUGUUUUUAUGCUGUUUGUGUCGAAUGUAUGUGAAUUUGACAUAUGAUUGUCUUGUAAUGUUGUGAAUGCUCAAGAAAGAAAAAACUGAAAUAGUCCACAUCACAAUGGAACAUAAAAGGAGGGACCUGAGACAUUUUGUGACUAGAAAAUCACAAACACUUUGGUGGCGUGUUCUUUUCACUUGGGCCACUAAGCAACCACCCAGAACUCCCAAGCAACUGCAUAGCAUCGCCACUGCAACCACUCAGAACACUCUAGCAACCAUAGAGAAAUGCGUUUAAAAGCACUGAGAACACCUUAGCAACUGCAUAGAAACGCAUCUGCAACCACAAAGCAAUGCACUAAAAAGCACUGAGAAUGUAAAAUAUUGGAAGUGGUUGGCUGGUUUUGGUUAGGUACUACAAGGAUGGUGUGUCCAUUAAAACACAAUAAAUCAGAA
Myxocyprinus asiaticus (Chinese sucker) is the source of this 4846-nucleotide messenger RNA. RefSeq names its product transmembrane and coiled-coil domain family 3 (gene tmcc3). The record is from RefSeq and is a predicted model, not a curated record. Bases 142 to 1599 code for a protein of 485 amino acids. NCBI's taxonomy places the organism in Eukaryota, Metazoa, Chordata, Actinopteri, Cypriniformes, Catostomidae. Gene Ontology annotation, cellular component: endomembrane system. The transcript is spliced from 4 exons.